UUGCUUACCACCGACUCCAAAGCGCUUAAACAGCAAAUUGCUUACCACCGACAACGAAACAGUUGCUUUGCGAGGUUCUAUUCCCACAAACAAAAGAAAAACCAUUUUGUCGGAAAAUCUUCAAGAUAUUUAAAGAUACAAGUAAGACCGUUUGACGAAAUUAAGGAAGACACCACAAUAACAAAUAAUGUACUCACUGAACCAUUCCGACCUUGCGAACUUAAUGCUGCGAUAAAACAGCUCAAGUGCAAACAGUCUCCUGGCGAAGACGAUAUUCAUUCGGAAUUUCUAAUUAGAAUGGGGCCAACAGCCAAUGAAACCAUGCUGACGCUUUUCAACAAAAUCUGGGAGACAAGUCUUGUACCUAACCAAUGGAAAGUUGCUAAUACCAGUACUAAAAAGGGCAAAGACCCUAGCAACUUUGAUCAGUACUAA
This is a messenger RNA of Rodentolepis nana, 435 nucleotides long. NCBI's taxonomy places the organism in Eukaryota, Metazoa, Platyhelminthes, Cestoda, Cyclophyllidea, Hymenolepididae. The record is from the annotation of a GenBank genome assembly.